UCACAAUAAUAGAGAGAUAGAGCUCAAUGUACAUGAGGGUUAACAAAGAGCAAUUGGGGGGAGGAACAGCAGGCGCACCCAGACAUCUCAACUAGGUUGACACUCUCUUAGCGCCCUCAUCAUAUCCAAGAAGCGAAAAUAAAUCCCUUAUACUAGGUUCCUAUUCUCAAUACAAUAUAAAAUCAAAAAGCCUCAAAUACAAGGCCAAACAUAAUGAUAAAAUAAUCUGUCCAAAUAAAAACACAAAACAAAGGCAGAAGGUCGAGAACAAAGAAGAAUAAUCCUUGAUUGAGCAGAAAACUGGUUGAAGUAGAGGGCUGAUCCGGAAGACAUAAUGAUCGAGGACUUCAAAGUGGGGAGGCUAUAAAGGCUGGCCAAUUUAAUAAAAUUUCCUGCGAAGAGUAAUCCAGAAUAUAUUUGGAUAAUGAACACCAUGAAGAUGCAUUCAAACGAGCAGAAUCAUAACGUUCCUUCCAAGUUGAAGGUUUAUCAUGGAAAGCCAUUUAGCUAACCGAUAUUGGUUAUGAAUCCUCAAAUUACCAAUCUCAACACCCCCUUCCUCCCCUGCUUCUAAUUUCUUGAUUUGGUCCGGAGGCUUGUUUUCCUUUCCUUUUGGAUUUAGUUGCUCUUUGAUGAACAAGGAGGCGACUGACGUUGUCUCUUUGUUGUUGUUGGGGGAGGUUAACUUUAGGCGUGGGAGAAGAGAUUUGUGUGUCUGGGAUCCCGACCCUCUGAGCAGUUUCUCUUGUAAACCUGAUUUUUUAUGUUUGUUGGAUCAUCUCCCUUUAUUGUGUCUGUUUUUUCAGCAUUUGGAGGAUUAAGAUUCCUAGGAAAUGGGGUUAUUAUUUUGGCAAGUUUUACACAGAUGUGUGAACAUCUUGGAUCGGCUGAAAAAGUGUGUGAUGAUAACAAGCUUUGCCUGAUGCAGAUCGGUGCUUUGCUUGAUGCUGAGAAAGCUAAGGCCAAGUACUGAUAUGCUUCUCUAGAAAACUGUCCAGAUCGGUUCUUUGACUGAUACUGAGAAAGCUAAGUACAGUAGCACUAUUUGCCCUGAUAGAGGAACCUUCAUUACAUUUUACAAAAGGAACUGUUGAUUGUUCAUGGUAAUGAAAGUGCUAAGCUUGUGAAGGCCUUCUGUAACAUUCUGGGUAUUGAUGUUGUGAAUGUUGGGAGGUUGAAUCUUUUGGAGCUGUCUCCUGGAGGUCAUCAUGGAAGAUUUGUUAUCUGGACCAAAACUGCUUUUGAAAAUCUUGAUUCCAUUUAUGGAUUGUUUAAGAAGUUCUAUGAGAAAAAGAAGGGUUACGUUCUUCCAAGGGCGAAAUGGUCAAUGCUGAUUUAGCUAGGAUCAUCAAUUAUGACGAGGUUCAAUCUUAACAGCACAUCAAGAAGGAUGUGAAGAGACCUUUAUUGGAGAUGAACCCACUCAAGAGCCUUAGCUCCACGUUGAAGUAUAAUUCAUAUGCUAAGACUACAGGAGAAUGUCUUUACUGGCCGAGGCAUAACAUGAAAGUAAAGAAGGAAAAGCUUGACAAGAAAAGGAACAUUAUCCCGAAGGAGGAGGCUGCAACAGUAGAGGCAGCUGGCAAAGCAUGGUACCAGACAACAAUUUCAGAUAGCGAUUACAUCGUGUUCAAUUAACUUCUCCAUGUGGCUUGGUGUCUCUCAAUGAUUUUCCUUCUUUUCUUUGACAUUUUCAUAGCCUUAGUCUGGUUUUAAUGUUUCCUGUUCUUCUGGAUGAUCAAUCUCUGUUCACUGAAUUUGGAAAGUUCAUCGAAUCUGUAGAUGAUAUCCAUGAACUUGCUUUGGAUGGACAGCAGCAGUUUCCGGGUGCUUAUGCCCUUUUCUUUUUCAAUAGAAGAGUGCGUUCGGUAGGUCAUCGCUUAGCUGCUUCAAUGGGAAAACUAAGGAUGGCGACAGAUUUGGAACCUUUGCAGCCUUUGCUUAAGAAAUUUAUAACUUUUCUGGAAACAGAAGCUCUGCCAUCAACUUCUCUGAUGCCAAGGCCAAGAGUACAGCUAGACCGUUUAUCUGUAUGGCUUGGGAUUAAGUCAUUGCUUGGAUUCUUGGAGCCUCCUGCAUUUGAGGAAGGGAUAUUGGAGCGUUAUCCCAUUUUUCUUGACAUCGUACUUAAUCAUAUAAGUAGCGACUCACUUGAAUUUGCUCAUGCAGUUACAUGCUUAAGACUACUCUUUGAGAUGCUUGGCUGUGAGCUUUGGUUGAGAUCUACAUUAUCUCCUAGUGUGAUGCGUAACACUUUAUUGGGUCAGUGCUUCCACACUCGAAAUGAGAAAAGCCAUAAAGACAUUUUUGAUCUUUUUCUGCCGUUUUUGCGGUCUCUCGAGGCUUUGCAAGAUGGGGAACAUGAAAAGCAACGUACGCAUUUCCUUUAUUUCCUUCUUCAUCAAGUGCCAGUUAGCAGUAAUUUUAGUGUCUUAACCAGGCAAAAGGCUUGUCAGAUAGCUCUUCAAAUUGUUCACCGAGGAUAUAAGAUGAAUCCGCCAUGCCCUCCUUUCGAGUGUGCACACAUGUGGGGCCCUGCUCUUGUGUCAUCACUGAAGGAUUCUUCUCUACACAGCUCACUGAGGCAACCUGCAUUUGAGCUUAUACAAUCUAUUAUAGUAUCAGAUGCUGCUGCAUUGAUUCAUUCAAUGCUGGAUAGUUGUAUAGUACCUCUCUCCAAUAAAAGUAACGUGAAUUAUAGCUUCGUCAUUGCUGAAGAAGAAAACACACUUAUUUUUGCUCCCAAUGAAAUGGAUGAUAAUUGUUGGGGUGAAUUCAGUCUGCAGAGCAGUAUAAUUUCAACAGAAUUUAAACAGUGGAUGUGCGUACCUAUGUUAUGGAUUGAUGUUCUGGUUGAUAUUGAUCCCUUGGUUCUGCCAAUAUCUUUUUCGAAAGCCAUCUUCUGGGCUCGAUCACGUUUUUCUAUGGUAGAAUCUGAAACCACUGCUGAAUCUGAACUUCCACUGAGAACUUGGAUAUCGUCGUCUUCUUUUGAAAUCUCCAGUUCACUGGGAUGGAAGGUGCCAACUGGUUCUGAUGAUGGUGGGGAUGGGAAAGAGCCAAAAAACUCACUAAAAGUGUGCACGAUGUCCCUUCCUUUAAUAAAAACAUUUACAAGGUUGACUGCUCAUUUCUUAGUUCUCUUGGGGCAAGGAGAGCUGAGGAAGCAGUGGACUUGGGAGCCAAGAAUGGGGGAAAGUCUGAUCCUUUCGCUUUUUGAUUCUAGUGAUAAAGUAAGGCAGUUUGGAAAGCAUAUCUUGGAACAAAUUUCAAACACAAAGGGCCUGUCUUGUGGAUUGGAAUUUCUUUGUUCUUCUGAGCACUCAUUAUCUGCCGUCUUUUUGGGAAUGAGACAUGCUCUGAAACUGGUUCAAAUGGAUUCUAUCCUCGUGAAAUUUCAGAAUCUGCAUCAUUUGUUCUUCAUACUUCGUAAGCUAGUAGAAGGUGAUUCACUUCAUUCAGCUUUGCCAGAAAAUUUAUCCAAUCAUACGGAUGUCACAAAUACCUCUUCCCAAGGCGGAUUUCUUAGACAACCAGUUUUUGAUGCAUCAAUGCUGAACUUCGGCAAACAAUCUUCAAAAGUUAAUUCUAAAUUACUCCAACAGUUCAGUUGUUUACUAUCUAAUGCAGCGUGGCCUUCUAUUUUGAGGCUAUUGGUUGAAGGCAAGGGCUUUCUCGAUUACAGUUAUUGUCAAAUGACUUGUGUCCGCUUACUUGAGAUCAUCCCCAUUGUUUUUGAACGCUUUAACCCAUCAUUAGUUGAACUCUCUGGUACCAAGAUGGAAGUGAAAGAUGCAUGUGGUUUCAAUUGGCUUCAUGAUCUAAUGGAUUGGGGAAAGUCAUCUCUUAAGGUUGUUGUCACUUACUGGAGACGUGCUAUAAUUUCAUUGCUGAACUUCAUUAAGGGAUCAUGUUGUCUUUCUGCUACAUCAACAAUUAGGGCUAUCGAACACCUUAUAUCAUUAGGCGAAGAUGCUGCUGCGACGGAUGAGUUAACUGAGAAGGUAGCUCACCUAACGAUUUUAUUAUCCAAGAGCGAAAAACACAAUAUUGUCAAGACCAAUUUGCAAACGGACGCUUUAGUGCUUGAAGACUUCCCAUCUGGCCGCAAGCUUUCCACCACAACAUUUGAGUCUCCUGGUGUAGAGGAUGUAGAUGUGCCGAUGUUGGUCAACAGUUCGGAGGCUAAGAAGGAAAAUUUUGGUGAAUUGAUUGUCCUUUCAGACGAUGAAUCAAAACCGCAUGUUUCUCCGAUGAGAGCCUUUCUAUCUGAAUCUGAUGUAGGUAUAGCUCCCAGUAAUGAAAAUGAUACCCGAGGUGAUUUUGGAAAAAGUAAGAUUUUGGUUGUUGAGCCUUCAAAAUACGCAGUGGAUAGAGACCAAGAAAUAAAUGAUCAAUGUAGCUCUACUUUUGCACUCAAAGAGCGUGCCUCUGGCAAUUCAAAAGCCAGCCCAGCAAUGUCAUCUUUCUUGAAAUCUAAGGAUGUGGAUGCCAAACCUAAAGAAAUGGACUCUGAAUGCAUUCUAAGUAAAAAUGUUGCUCAAAAUGGUAGAAUUAAUUUGAAGGUCCUAUCUAAUAAAGCAACUGGUUCCAAAAGCAAAAAUCAAUCUUGUGAAACUGCAGUUUCUGUAGCAGAUUGUGCUGUUUUGAAACAAGUAGUGUCAGAUGCUGCUGAUGAUCCGCUGGAAAUUGAACUCAAUUCUGCCAGAAACCAGAAAACAAAUAUUUUAAAACCAAUCACCAUUGUUCCCAAGCGACGAGUCAUCCAACUUAAAACACCUGAUGAGAAUAGAGCUGUCCAUUUAAAAAGGCAGAUGAUCGGUGCAAAAAGAUUUAAACCACCAAGGCUUGACGACUGGUAUAGAUCUAUAUUGGAAUUAGAUUACUUUGCCAUGAUUGGUUUGACAUCAGCGAGUGAAGAUAAGAGUCAUAUGGUUAAACAUUUACAAGAGGUUCCUGUAUGUUUUCAAUCACCGGAACAGUAUGUAGAGAUUUUUCGGCCGUUGAUUUUGGAGGAGUUUAAAGCUCAGUUACGCAAUUCUUUUGUUGAGAUAUCUUCUUGGGAUGAGAUGUAUUUGGGCAAGAUUUCUGUACUAUCGGUGGAGAGAGUUGAUGAGUUUCAUCUUGUUCGUUUUGCCUAUGAUGACAACAACUCAGUGGCUUCUAAAAACUUUGCCGAAAAUGACCUCAUUUUGCUAACUAAAGAGCCUCCUCAAAAAUCUCCGCAGGGUGCACAUAUGGUUGGAAAGGUGGAUAGGCGCGAGAGAGAUAAUAAAAGAAAAAUGAAUCUGCUCAUAAUUAGGUUCUAUUUAUUGAGUGGUUCUUCUCGAUUACAUCAAGCCAGAAAGAACCUAAUUGAACGUAGUAAAUGGCAUGCAAGUCGGAUUAUGAGCAUUACACCUCAAUUACGAGAAUUUCAGGCACUUUCAUCAAUAAAGGAUAUUCCUGUUGUUCCAACAAUAUUAAAUCCCAAAACUUCUUCUAUUCCUCAUGAUGAAUCCAAAGUAGUUGAUCUAAGUAAACUGUCCCGACCAUUGCAACAGAUAUUGAAGUCAUCCUUUAAUGUCAGUCAACUACAAGCAAUUGACGUUUCCAUAGGAUCAAGAAAUAUGAAGAAUGACCUGGAAUUAUCCCUCGUUCAGGGUCCACCAGGUACUGGGAAGACAAGAACUAUAUUGGCCAUUGUCAGUGCCUUGCUUGCUUCUGCUUCACAAAAAACUAACCUUGCUGCAUCUUCUCUCAAUAGAAGUUUGAAACAAGACAAUUCAAGGCCAAAGAUUAGUGAGGCUGUCGCAGUUGCAAGGGCAUGGCAAAAUGCAGCAUUGGCUAAACAAUUGAAUGAGGACAAGCAAAGGAAUUCAAUAUCAAUAGAUUGUACCAUGAAAAGAAGGGUCCUUAUUUGUGCUCAAUCCAAUGCAGCGGUUGAUGAAUUGGUAUCCAGAAUUUCCAAUCUUGGUCUUUAUGACGGUGAUGGUAAGAUGUACAAGCCAUAUCUUGUCAGAGUUGGAAACGCUAAAACGGUUCAUCCAAAUUCACUGCCCUUCUAUAUUGAUUCUCUUGUUGAUCAGCGGUUGGCUGAAGAGAGAAUGAAUUCUAAUGAUGCGAAGAAUGAUUUAGGGACAAACUCAUCUAUGGAACUUCGUAGUAAUCUAGAGAAGUUGGUAGAUCGUAUUAGAUAUUAUGAAGUCAAAUGUGCAAACCUGAGGGAUGAAAAUCCUGACCUCAAAAGUUCUGUGGAAAACCAUGCGGGGGAUGAUGAAAAGGAGAUGUCUUUGAAGGAAUUACAAUCAAAGCUUCGAAAACUAUAUGAACAAAAGAAACAAAUAUAUAAAGAUAUUAGUAUAGCACAGGCAUUUGAGAAGAAAUCUAACGAGGAAGUCAAAGCACUGAAGCACAAAUUGCGAAAGUCAAUACUAAGGGAAGCUGAAAUAGUGGUAAGUACUUUAAGUGGCUGUGGAGGAGACCUUUAUGCAGUGUGUGCUGAGUCAAUACUAAGUUGCAAGUUUGGAAGUUCAUCAGAAAACACUCUAUUUGAUGCUGUUGUGAUUGAUGAAGCUGCUCAAGCUUUGGAACCUGCUACUUUAAUACCUCUUCAGCUUUUAAAAUCAAGUGCAAUCAGAUGCAUAAUGGUUGGAGAUCCAAAGCAGCUUCCUGCGACUGUUCUUUCUAACGUUGCAAGUAAGUUUUUGUAUGAAUGCAGUAUGUUUGAGCGAUUACAAAGGGCUGGCCAUCCAGUUGUCAUGCUGACAAGACAGUAUAGGAUGCAUCCAGAAAUCUGUCACUUUCCAUCUCAGCAUUUUUAUGAUGGAAAGUUACUCAAUGGAGAUGGGAUGUCUGGAAAAAAUGCAUUGUUUCACGAGACAAAAGGUUUGGGACCAUAUGUUUUCUUCGACAUUGUCGAUGGCAAGGAGCUUCGAAGUAAAAGCGGUGGUGCAUUUUCACUCUAUAAUGAGCACGAGGCUGAUGCUGCAGUUGAGCUAGUGAAGUUUUUCAAAGAGAGCCAUCCGACUGAGUUCAACAGAGUAAGAAUUGGCAUCAUAACUCCCUAUAAGUGUCAACUGUCACUACUACGAUCCCGUUUCUCCCAUUCAUUUGGAGCUUCUUUGGUAGUUGACAUGGAAUUUAAUACUGUGGAUGGUUUCCAAGGUCGUGAGGUUGAUAUUCUGAUUCUGUCAACUGUAAGAGCAGGAGAUUCAAGUCCUCAUUCUGGAAAGAACUCUAGUGGUAUUGGGUUUGUUGCUGAUGCUAGACGUAUGAAUGUUGCUCUGACAAGAGCAAAGCUUUCUCUUUGGGUAUUAGGAAAUUCAAGGACUUUGCACGUGAACCCUGACUGGGGAGCUCUUUUGAAGGAUGCUAAAGAGAGAAAUUUGGUUGUAUCAGUAAAAAAGCCAUAUGACUCAAUGUUCAAAACUACUAAUCUUAGAAAUUCUAAUCUGCAGACUACGGAGAAUAAUUCAAAAACUCCGAAGCAUACUGACAAUAGAGCAAGGCACCAUGCAAAACGUAGUGGGAAAAAAACCUUUGAAAGUGAAGGGAAAGAUACUCCCACUCAAUGUACUAAAACUAACGAUAUUGAUUCCAGUCAGGAUAACGCCUCUGUUAAAGAGGAUGCUAUUCCUCCGGUUGCUGGCGGUAUCAACCGACCCUCUAAAGCUGCUAAGGGCGCUGUUCGCAUGGAACACGGCAGAGACUUCGAAAGUAAAAGUGGAAAGAGUGCUGAGAAGAAAUUCAACAAGUGCAAUACCAGUCGUGGUAAGAGGAAAGUAGACCGUGAAAAGUCGAGUAAUUUUGAUAACUCUGAACGAGGUAAGGUUGAUAAUCAUACAUUAAAAAGACCAAAAGAGUCGCCCCAGCACGAUACAAUUUGUAUUAAUUUGGAAUCUCCAGCUCCCUUGGUAGAAGAAAGCUCCAAGGAGGAACGUAACAAUAGUGCUGCACCAAGUCGAUGUGACACUGAAAAGGAAUUGAUAGUGAAAAGGAAAAAACAGCGUGAAGCUGUUGAUGCCAUCCUUUUUUCAUCACUAAUUCCUUCGAAGAAGUCCGAAAUGUCAAUGAAACUUAUCUCAGACAAAAAACCACAUUCACUUUCAAAUGUUCGUGGUAGCAUGAAACCUCCAAAGGGAAGAAAAGGCUGAUGGUGUCUAUCCAUUUGAGGUUUGGAACAUACCUAAUUCAAUUAUGGAACGCUGGUGGUUGAAGAUAUCAUUCUUGCACCUCUUUUUUGGACUGACUUGUAGAGUUUUGUCAAUAUUUUGAUCGUUAACAAAAAUGAAAAUUUUUUGUUCACUUCCUCCCCUUGGUUGAUUAACUGUAACGAACACUCAAAGGUGCAAUAUAAUAGAUAUAUAUUACAAUUUCUAGCACAAGGAAAGCUCAGUA
Cucumis melo (muskmelon) is the source of this 8379-nucleotide messenger RNA. RefSeq lists its product as uncharacterized. Lineage: Eukaryota; Viridiplantae; Streptophyta; Magnoliopsida; Cucurbitales; Cucurbitaceae. The record is from RefSeq and is a predicted model, not a curated record. The transcript is spliced from 20 exons. Gene Ontology annotation, molecular function: helicase activity. The coding region runs from base 1716 to 8135 and encodes 2139 amino acids.